Molecule: messenger RNA, 2368 nt
Organism: Diospyros lotus (date-plum)
Lineage: Eukaryota; Viridiplantae; Streptophyta; Magnoliopsida; Ericales; Ebenaceae
Product: calcium-dependent protein kinase 8-like
Exons: 9
Coding region: 394-1995 (533 amino acids)
Biological process (GO): peptidyl-serine phosphorylation; intracellular signal transduction; protein autophosphorylation
Cellular component (GO): nucleus; cytoplasm
Molecular function (GO): calcium ion binding; calmodulin binding; calcium-dependent protein serine/threonine kinase activity
Source: RefSeq, a predicted model, not a curated record
GGAGAGGAGUGGAAGGGAAAAGAAAGUGGGUGGAAACAAAGGGCAGGGGAUUCAUUCAUUCCAUUCCAUUCCAUUCCCGGGGAUUGAGAUUGAGAUUGAGAUCGAGAUCGGGAGCUGUUUGGUGUAGAGAGGGAGGGAGAGGCCCAACAACACAACAGAUGGGGUUGGGAGAGAGAAAAGGACUCUGCAAAGGAGCUUUGACUCUCUCUCUUUGUCCCAUCCAUGGCGGGUUCACACCUUGAAUUCACAUUUUCACUUCCUUCUCGCAACAGACCUUUCCUUUCUUCCAUUCAUCCCAGCCCUCGUCUCCAAACCCUUUCUGGGUCUUUCUCAGAUUUCCUGCUCAUCCACCAAAUCAUUAAUUAUUCAAAGGUAGAUUUGAUCGUCUGAUCCAUGGGGAAUUGCUGCGUGACCCCUUCUGGUUCUUCACCCAAGAAGAAAGAGGGAAAGAAGAAGGGCAAACCCAAUCCAUUUUCCAUCGACUAUGGCGUCGCCAAUGGAUCUGGCACCGGAAACAAGCUGAAGGUGUUGAAAGAUCCAACCGGGGUCAACAUUUCCCGGCAAUACGAUCUGGGCCGCGAGCUCGGCCGGGGCGAAUUCGGGAUCACGUAUCUGGCCGUGGACGUGGAAACGGGUGAGAAAUUUGCGUGCAAAUCGAUAUCCAAGAAGAAGCUGAGGACAGCUGUGGACAUUGAGGAUGUGAGACGAGAGGUUGAAAUCAUGAAGCACUUGCCUAAGCAUCCAAACAUUGUGAGUUUGAAGGAUACUUAUGAGGAUGACAACGCGGUUCACAUAGUGAUGGAAUUGUGUGAGGGGGGAGAGUUGUUCGACCGCAUUGUUGCCCGGGGGCAUUACACUGAGAGGGCGGCUGCUGCUGUGAUGAGGACAAUUGUAGAAGUUGUUCAGGCAUGUCAUAGGCAAGGAGUUAUGCAUCGUGAUCUGAAACCUGAGAAUUUUCUUUUUGCAAACAAGAAGGAAACAGCCUCCUUGAAGGCCAUUGAUUUUGGACUAUCAAUUUUCUUUAAACCUGGUGAGCACUUUACUGAGAUAGUGGGAAGUCCUUAUUACAUGGCUCCUGAGGUUUUAAGACGCAAUUAUGGCCCAGAGGUUGAUGUCUGGAGUGCAGGAGUUAUCCUCUACAUUCUUCUUUGUGGCGUUCCCCCUUUUUGGGCUGAAACUGAACAAGGAGUAGCACAAGCAAUUAUUCGAUCCGUGAUUGAUUUUAAGAGAGACCCCUGGCCUAAAGUUUCUGAAAAUGCCAAGGAUCUGGUAAAGAAAAUGCUGGAACCAGAUCCAAAGAAACGGCUUACAGCUCAGCAAGUUCUCGAACAUCCCUGGGUACAAAAUGCGAAGAAAGCUCCAAAUGUACCACUUGGUGAGACUGUGAAAGCAAGGCUUAAACAAUUUUCUGUGAUGAACAAGCUCAAAAAAAGAGCUCUAGGGGUGAUUGCAGAGCAUUUGUCAGUAGAGGAAGUGGCUGGUAUAAAGGAGGCAUUUGACGUGAUGGACCCCAACAAGAGAGAAAAAAUCAACCUUGAGGAGCUCAGGAUUGGAUUGCAAAAGCUCGGCCACCAGAUCCCUGAUGCUGAUCUUCAAAUCCUAAUGGAAGCUGCUGAUGUGGAUAGAGAUGGAGCUCUGAAUUAUGGAGAGUUUGUUGCUGUUUCCGUACAUCUUAAGAAGAUGGCCAAUGAUGAGCACCUACAUAAAGCUUUCGCAUUCUUCGAUCGAAACCAGAGUGGCUAUAUAGAGGUUGAAGAGCUGAGGGAUGCCUUAAGUGAAGAAGAUGAUGCCAACAGUGAGGAAGUCAUCAAUGCCAUCAUGCAUGAUGUUGAUACAGAUAAGGAUGGGCGCAUAAGCUACGAUGAAUUUGCUGCAAUGAUGAAGGCCGGCACAGACUGGAGAAAAGCAUCGAGGCAGUACUCGCGAGAAAGAUUCAACAGCCUUAGCUUGAAGUUGAUGAGGGACGGCUCUCUGCAGUUAACCGAGGAAAGGUGAAGGAGGUCAGAAUCAAGAAAUUACAGCAUCCGAACAGGGAAAGAAGAAGAGUGGCAUAGUAUAUAUGUUCCAUUCCAAAUCUCUGUUUCCUUUUGUUGUUUUUUUUUUUUUUUUUUUUUUGGGGGGGGGGGGGGGGGGUGGGAAUUUGUCAAGCAUUUCCAAAAUCAAUUUCUUGAUUUUUUGGCUCCCGAAGAGGCCUCAGGGAGUAGUAAAGGAUCAGGGCGAUGGAUGCAUUCGGUUUCUUGCAGAAUAGUUAGUUUGUUUUAGGUUUGUUUUUGGUGGGUUUGGAGGUUCUAGCUCUAGUAGUCUUGUAGAAGAGCAAGAGAAUAUAUAUUCAUUCUUAACACGUAAAGAUGGUUGUUUUCUUUGUAAA